UCCAGUCUAGAGGACUUGUUCGCCAUUGACGGUCAUGACGUGCUGCGCGCUGCAUAGGCGACCUCGAUAUCGGUAGAUGUUGCAGUCAGCCGCGGAAAACCACCCCUAAAAAAACCUCCACACUCUGUGGUUUUGGUGCGAAAGUGAAAGGAUUUGCAAUCUUGACAGCUGGCCCACGACAGGCCAGGCGCUAAUUUUGGACGGAUGGAGGACGUUUUCGCUCGGAAAAACGGACGUUGAGAUUGUAGCGAGACGAGAGCAAUUUUGUGCAGCCGACCAGCCUGCUACCGGUUCUAUGACUCACGUAAUGCACGGAUAUCCCUUCACAUUUUGGACUGUGUUCAUGUGCUGGUGACUUCCUGGGACAGCAAUCUUGCGCAAGCAGCAUACGGAAUGCUGCCGUUUAGUGGGGCUUCUGGCUCUCGUCCCUGGAUCGUGUCAUCACUGUGAAAUAGCAUGGCGUUGUUUUCGUUGGGCAUUGCAUGCCGAGUUAACUUCUUAAAGGAAAGGCAUUACCACAAAUAUUGAAUACGUUUGGUUGUUUUCGGGAUUGCGCGGACUAUGUGGGUCCGGCAGGAGUAGGUGGCGAAGCCGUCUUGGCAACCCCUUUUCUGGACGUGGUUGGCCGAGGAUGGACCGGCACACCGAAUCUUUUAUAUGCUUUAGUAUAUUUGUAUUCCUCCUGCGUCACACUGCCCAUUGUGAAGAAUGUUCCGAGACGUUCACCCAAGCUCCUGGUAAACUGAACCGACUGUUGAAUGCUAGUCUCUGGACUACCUGUAAGUUUCACUUCCGUGCGCCUGUCGACUCGUCUGUAGUGCUGAGUGUAACCUCACUGAGAGGUUUUGCCUCGGUAGGUUCUGGGGGGCGUUGCCUCCCAAGACUGAUCUUCAAAAACGUUGGACCAUCGGGCACGACACACCUCCUGACUGUCCAGGCCAUACAGGAAGGAACUUUGCCGAUCAUUGUGCAAUCCUUGGAUAAUGAACUCAAAGUGGUUUUUCGAGGACACACGUGUACUGAACAGAUGAGUAGCUUUGAUGCUUCAUAUAGUUUCCACUCGAGAGUCGGAAGAAAGGCCAAAUAUCAGGAGUCCUACCCACUAGUGCGAGACGUCCGUAAGACAUCCGACCGCAGUGUUCUUACUACACCAGGUGCUGACGACAUAACCACAACGCUACAAGAUAGGAAUGCCACUCACCAUGAUGAUGACAACAAAAGCCAAGAAAACAACAGCAGCCUUCAUCUGUUUUUUUUAGCCAUCUUAGCGCCGAUCACGCUUGUCUGCCUGCUAUGCUGUUUAAUUAUGUACAUACGCCAACGCAACGAUCUCCCGAUGCCUCCAUUUCAUCACAGAUCACAAAGACUCUCAAUGUCGACCCCUUCAGAUACCACACCACCAACAAGUGAACUGCCGCUCAUACCAGGCAGGCCUUUUUCCAGCGAGGAACAGCAAGAGAUGCUGCGUCAACAGCGAGAGACUGUUUGCCGUCGCAGCGAGUCAACUGAGGACUAUCCUUCCACGGUGGUGCAUUACGAUGAGGAAGCCCACCCUUUCAUGCGCAGCCUAAGACUCUUCAACGAGGAUGUGUGUCGGUCAGGGAUUCGCGCCCCGCCUAAUCGGACGGUCUUUGACAGCAUUGAGAGCAGUCUCAGUAUGAAGCAGCAGCAGCAGCAAGCGCCACCGAAAAAGGACUCCAAAAAAGGUACUGUUCAUCGAACAGACUCACUGAAUCGUGCCGGCUCCCCAAAGGGCAAGCCUGGAUUACAAGUGCUAGAUAGUGAGACCAAGACACCGCUCAAGCUAUUAGAUCCCGAUUCGGAAGGACCUCCCCCAUAUCUUGCGGUUGUUAAGAAGCAGCAGCAGCAACAGCAACCUAGUAGACCUUCGUCGGAGGUCAUUAAUGUGUGUGAUAGGAGCCAUAGCCACCUAGUGGCGGCUCUAAGUGAACCCAGUGUACAGCGACCGGCGGUGGAUACGUGGCCUCUGCCUCACCGGUCACACGAUGCUGCCACGAUGCCCUCAACGCUGCCACAAGAAGCCCAGCCAAGUAGUAGGCACUCACCAACACUCUCGCCUCCUCAAGGGAGAAAGGAGGAAUCACUGAGUAGAAGGUGUGAAUCCACUGACAUCCAUAUCGCAUGACACGGCUGAAAGUCACCACCACUCUGAGUAGAAACCCUGAGCACUACAGAAAUGCUAGGAAUAUCCAUAUGCAGCCUUAUUACAUAUAACUUACAAAGGUGCCCAUGGCCCAAUGGUAUAAGCUAUUCAUAAAGUAUAUAAUAAUCAUGAAGAGUAGGCUCCACUUAUUGACAUUGUGAUAACAAUCAAGAGAGAAGGAUGGUGAGAGAAAUUAGUGUAUGUGAUGUUUCUAAAAUUCACUUUCACUUGUAACCAGACCAACAAACAAAAACCAUUUGUAGAGGUUGAUAUUAACCCUAACGUACCUGAAUCCAUCAAAAUCCACACCCCUGUUUCGGGGGGAUUUCGGUGGAUUCAAGAUACCUCCAUAUUGCACAAACUGGUGGAUUUUGAUGGAUUCAGGAUUGUAAGCCUAGCGGAACUGCAGGAUUUUGAGCCAUUGGGGGACUUUGGUUGAUUCAGGAUCUCAACAGAUUUACUUCCGCUUAACUGGUGGAUUUUGAUGGACUCACUGGCCACCAACAUCAUUUUGCAUGGCAAAGUUGAUGGAUUUUGGUGGAUUCAGGAUACUUUCUAGUAAAAGAGCCCAAGGGGUUAGGGUUAAAGCUCUCUCAUUCAUAUUUGACCUUCACAGAGUUAUAGCAAGUGCACAAUGAUUUGUACUGGUUAUCGAUCAUGUGAUAACAUCGUGCUGAGGAUCUUUCAUCAUUCACACGUUCGUUUUUGAAGUGCAUAUUGUUGAGAGUAUAUCAUCCUGUACAAAUGGUCUGGGUUUACCUUCUUGCGUCUAAGCCAAAAAGUCCAUCUUUACAAUCCGAUGUCUGUAACUUCCCACAUGCAACCGCCAAGCACAUGUAAAACCGAAUGGUUGGCAUUUCAAAUGAGAAGGGAUGGCUGUUCUCCAACCAUCCAGACUUUUAAUGUCAUGCAAGUUUCACUUUUUUAUGUCUAAAGUGAAAAUCCAGAGAAGGUUUUUUUUUCCAGUCUUAAGAGCAAUCAGUGAAAGCUGGACAGAGGUCACACAAUAAUUUCCAACCCCACAUCGGUAAGCCAACUACAUGCAAUGCCAAUUGACACAGUCUACAAUGCUCAAAAGAUCUAGAUUUGCAAGGGAAACCUACAGCUAUAAAUUAUACAUUUAUUGUAUGUUAGCUUGUUGCAUUUACCAAUGUUGAAGUCAAGUCCUUUCAUAAGUCCAGUCACUAGAAGUGGGAUGAACAGUGCCAAAGGGAUGCUUUUGUAACAGUUCAUUUGAAUAGCUAGUUACUUGACUUGAGACUGAAGGACUUGUGGGGACUUGCGGGGACUUGCGGGGACUUGUGGGGACUUGUGGGGACUUGUGAUGGACUGGACUACAACAUGUAUGUCCAACCAUUUGUGUGUCCAAAAAUAAUUAAGGCUUCCUAUUUUAAAAGUGAUUCAUGCUUCAGUUAUUUGUAAAAUGAAAAUGUAAUUGUCUCCUGAACAAAUGCAUAAAUUACUGAAGUGAUUUGGCAUGGUUGUCACAACAAACAACAUUGUGACAAUAUCAGCUCAUUUAUACAAUGCCUUUAAAGCUAUAGUCCAUCAUUUGCAGCCGUCCGAAAAAGUAAAUGGCGUAUCAUUGUUGAAAAACAUACUUGGCUGAAAGAUAGUAAGGGGACUAAACUCCCUGUGAAAUUAAUCUUUCUGGCAAGCUAUCAUUUUGAAG
This is a messenger RNA of Patiria miniata (bat star), 3836 nucleotides long. RefSeq lists its product as uncharacterized. Lineage: Eukaryota; Metazoa; Echinodermata; Asteroidea; Valvatida; Asterinidae. The coding region runs from base 632 to 2146 and encodes 504 amino acids. The record is from RefSeq and is a predicted model, not a curated record. The transcript is spliced from 6 exons.